CAAUAGGAAGAAGUGAGAAAAAGACCUUGAGAUGAAGAAUGAAGAGGGUUACACAGAACUUCAUUUCAAAGCAAGGAAGAAAAGCUCCAAUGCAGAGCUUCCCUCUAAUUCUUCAGGCUUGCGGUAUGUUGCUGCUCUAUCAGGAUUUCUGAAUGUAGUAUUUCUGGGAGCUGUGAUCACAUUACUUCAGCAAUGUAACUUGCUAUCAAGUGACAUGUGGAAGCCCAGAGAAAAUCUUUCUGAAAGUGACAGUAUCUUUGAGGAAGGUCUUCAUGAAAACAGCUUACUGACUACAUUAAAGGAAAGCUUAUGCAUGCAUACAAAUGACUCCAGAUGUGAACUCUGCCCCACUGGCUGGAAGCUGCAUUACGGGAGAUGUUAUUUCUACUCAGAAACUCGUGACACCUGGGAGAAUAGUAGAAAAUAUUGCUCAGGAGAAAAAUCUGAGCUCCUGAUUAUAGAGGAUGAGACUGAAAUGGAUUUCUUGAACAAACGGAAGGAUAAAGACAUUGGCUUUGUUUGGACUGGAUUAAGCUUUGAUGAGGAGGAAGGAAGAUGGGUAUGGCUCAAUGAUCCCAAACAUCCAGGGCAUAGUUUUACAAUAAAAGGAAGGAAGAAAGAAGAAAAAUGUGCUGCCUAUAAGCUGACAGAAAUGCAUGCUGAUAACUGCCACUCCCUAUACAAGUGGAUUUGCAAGAAGAGUGCAGUGCUUCUGGGUAUCUAAGACACUGUAAAGUAAAAGUGAAUAGGGUCUUUGAAGAUUUACACCACUUUACAGUGGUGGGAUAUCUGAUGUAAAAUUAAGGGGAAAUUGUUGACCGGAAUUGUGAUGAAUCAAUGCAUUGUGAUUCUAUUUGUGAUUAAAGUCCAGG
Molecule: messenger RNA, 872 nt
Organism: Pygoscelis adeliae (Adelie penguin)
Lineage: Eukaryota; Metazoa; Chordata; Aves; Sphenisciformes; Spheniscidae
Gene: KLRF2
Product: killer cell lectin-like receptor subfamily F, member 2
Exons: 6
Coding region: 32-724 (230 amino acids)
Source: RefSeq, a predicted model, not a curated record